AUAGAGCUGGUUUAUUCAUCUGUAGCGAUCCGGGACGGGAUGCUCCGCCGACGCUGCUGGAAUGCCAUGAAAGGAGCUUGGCAGUUACAUUUGUACGAACUAACAGCUUUGUUAAGAAAAGUUUCAUCAAGUUCUUGGAUACGCUUUGCGAUAAACUGGAAUAACUGAUAGGUUGUUUUGGACAUCUUGAACGGGGACGUUGUUCGGCUUUUCACAAGUUUAGACAGCUAGCUAGCUAACGCUACGCCGACGUUUGCUAACGUUAGCGCAACAGCUUUAGCCUAGCCUGCUAGGUAAAUAUUACGACUGCCUUCGGAGUUUCUUAUAUCUGCGUCCACGUUGUCAAUAUAAGACCUGUGGCGUUAGUGCUUUUUUUGUACCAUCAUUUUAUUGAUUGACAUAUUAAGCUUCGCUCCUACAAGAUGGGUGUUUUUUUGUUACGUUACACACAAAGCUAAGGCUAGUUAGCCUGUACGUAUGCUAGCGUACAUUAGCUAGCUAACGUUGCCGAGCCAGCCAGCAACUUCGGCAGUAGUUUCGGCGAGCUAACCACGACAGUAUUGUCGCCCACAAUCAACCGCUGUUGCAAAAAGCAGUCAACCUGCAGUGAUGUUUGAAAUGGAGACACACAUAUCGUGCCUUUUCCCGGAGAUCCUUGCCAUUAUUUUCAGUUAUCUUGACGUUAAAGACAAAGGAAGAGUAGCCCAAGUGUGCGCGGCCUGGAGAGACGCGUCCUACCACAAGUCGGUGUGGAGGGGGGUGGAAGCCAAGCUACAUCUGCGGCGAGCAAAUCCGUCUCUGUUCCCCAGUCUGCAGACCAGGGGAAUAAAAAAAGUUCAGAUUCUCAGCUUAAGACGAAGUCUGAGCUACGUGAUUCAAGGAAUGCCGCACAUCGAAAGCCUGAACUUGUGUGGAUGUUUCAACCUGACAGACAACGGACUCGGACAUGCCUUUGUGCAGGACAUCCCAUCCCUGCGGGUGCUGAACCUUAGUCUUUGUAAACAGAUCACUGACUCCAGCCUGGGCAGGAUUGCCCAGUACCUUAAAAACCUGGAGGUGCUUGAACUUGGUGGCUGCAGCAACAUCACAAACACCGGCCUGUUGCUCGUUGCCUGGGGACUGCACAGACUUAAAAGCCUUAACCUGCGCAGCUGUAGGCAUGUGUCCGAUGUGGGUAUUGGACACCUGUCUGGCAUGACCCGCAGCGCAGCAGAAGGCUGCCUGUCUCUGGAGAAGUUAACCUUGCAGGACUGCCAGAAGCUGACGGACCUUUCUCUCAAACAUGUCUCAAAGGGCCUAAACAAGCUCAAAGUGCUCAACCUCAGCUUCUGUGGAGGGAUAUCAGAUGCAGGGAUGAUCCACCUGUCCCAUAUGACUCAUCUGUGCAGCCUGAACCUGCGGUCGUGUGAUAACAUCAGUGAUACAGGGAUAAUGCAUCUGGCCAUGGGCUCCCUCCGGCUGUCUGGACUCGAUGUCUCUUUCUGUGACAAGAUCGGAGACCAGAGCCUGGCUUACAUCGCCCAGGGGUUGUACCAGCUCAAGUCCCUCUCUCUUUGUUCCUGUCAUAUCAGUGAUGAUGGCAUUAACAGGAUGGUACGCCAGAUGCAUGAACUCAAAACUCUCAACAUUGGACAGUGUGUUAGGAUCACAGACAAAGGGUUGGAGUUGAUAGCUGAUCACCUCACCCAGCUGACAGGGAUUGAUCUGUACGGUUGUACUAAGAUCACCAAGAGGGGUCUGGAGAGGAUAACGCAGCUCCCGUGCCUUAAAGUGUUAAACCUGGGACUGUGGCAGAUGACUGAGAGUGAGAGAGUGAGGUGAAAUCUCUUAUUUAGUAUACAUGUGCUUCACUGUGUAUAGUGUUCAGUUGUGUACUGAAAGGGACUGCCUGAAUCCCCUCCUAAUCUUACAUUCUAUACUGUGACUGAAAACAAGGAGACGGACUCAGCAUUGAUCACUGGAAUAUUGUUCACUUCUGCUGCAAUACUCCACUAUAAGUUUCAGUUUUAUGCUCUCAUUGUUUAAUCUCAGCCUGUGUACAGUUCUUGCUAUCUAGCUACCUCAGCCAUCAAACACAGGAGUGCCUACAAUCGCUGAAUACUAAUUACAUAGCAUAUUUUUGUGACUCGCGUACCAAUGGAGAUUUCGAUAUUUACACAAAAAAAUCUCAUUGCAGAAUAAUAGCUACUAGGCAUUUUAACUCUUAACAGAAACUGCAACUUUUGAUAGUCUUUUUUUUUGGCUGGUGUAUUUUUAACUUGUGUAACCAAUAUGUUUUGUAUUGAGUGGCUGUUGACAAAAUUGUACUUCAAAUUGAAGUGGGUGGAUCACUCCUAUCUGUUUUCUGUUUACAUGUGUAUAGUUGGCUAUGUUUCAUAUUCCUGAGGAAAUAAGUAUGCAUCAGAUGUUCCAGUAUGCUACUCUGUCAAAGGUUCAUCAACACAACUACAAUAAGGUGUAGUAAUUAACAGCUGCCAAGGCUAUAUGCAAUACCUUAAAACUGUUUUAACAGUGUUUUUUCUCCUGAGGAGCUUCCAUCUAUAGUGUCAGAGUAUUUCUUUAAAAAAAAGAAACAGUAAUUUAAGAUUGUUUUAUAUUCAUACAGUAGUGAUAUUUAUGAAUAAAGAUGGCAAAUAUGUUUCAA
Molecule: messenger RNA, 2644 nt
Organism: Etheostoma cragini (Arkansas darter)
Lineage: Eukaryota; Metazoa; Chordata; Actinopteri; Perciformes; Percidae
Product: F-box/LRR-repeat protein 14-like
Exons: 1
Coding region: 610-1821 (403 amino acids)
Biological process (GO): SCF-dependent proteasomal ubiquitin-dependent protein catabolic process
Cellular component (GO): SCF ubiquitin ligase complex
Molecular function (GO): protein binding
Source: RefSeq, a predicted model, not a curated record